Messenger RNA from Vigna unguiculata (cowpea), 1044 nucleotides. RefSeq names its product glucan endo-1,3-beta-glucosidase, basic isoform-like. Gene Ontology annotation, biological process: carbohydrate metabolic process. Gene Ontology annotation, molecular function: hydrolase activity, hydrolyzing O-glycosyl compounds. The record is from RefSeq and is a predicted model, not a curated record. NCBI's taxonomy places the organism in Eukaryota, Viridiplantae, Streptophyta, Magnoliopsida, Fabales, Fabaceae.
AUGUCUUCUCUCUUCUCCACUACCAACAUGUUCUCAUUCUUCACUGUCAUGCUUCUUCUUCAACUAUUGACUAUAAACCUUCACAGUGCAGAUGCUCAGGUUGGUGUGUGUUAUGGCACAUUGGGCGAUAAUUUACCUCCGGCAAAUGAAGUGGUAAGCCUUUACCAAUCAAACGGUAUAACAAGGAUGAGAAUCUUCGACCCUAAUCAUGAUAUACUAAAUGCACUUAGAAAUUCAAACAUCGAGCUCAUUCUUGGGGUGCCAAAUGUCGACCUUCAAUCUCUUGCCGCCUCAGCUGACAAUGCUAUUCAAUGGGUGCAAAACAAUGUCUUGAGUUACUUUCCCUUUGUCAAAAUCAAGUACGUGGCAGUUGGCAACGAAGUGAACCCCGCUGGAGGGUCCUCUGAGUUUGCCCCAUACGUUCUACGUGCAAUCCAAAACAUAUAUGAAACUAUUAAGGCUCAAGGCCUUCAGGAUCAAAUAAAGGUCACAACAGCCAUUGACACAACCAUUUUAGGAAAAUCAUACCCCCCAUCACAAGGCUCCUUCAGAGAUGAUGUGAGGUCAUACAUAGACCCUAUAAUCGGCUACUUGGUAUUCGCAAAUGCACCUUUAUUAGUCAAUGUGUACCCUUAUUUUAGUUACUCUAAUAACCCUAAUGACAUAUCACUUCCCUAUGCUCUUUUCACCUCACCAAGUGUUGUGGUAUCAGAUGGUCAAUAUGGAUACCAAAAUCUGUUUGAUGCUAUAUUGGAUUCUGUGCAUGCUGCAAUUGAUAGCAUUGGAAUUGGUUCUGUGGAGGUUGUUGUGUCCGAGAGUGGAUGGCCAUCGGAUGGAGGGUUUGCUGCCACUUAUGACAACGCAAACACUUACUUAGAUAAUUUGGUUCGUCGUGCUAAAACAAGUAGUCCUAGAAGACCCUCAAAACCCACAGAGAUUUAUUUAUUUGCUAUGUUUGAUGAGAAUCAAAAAAAUCCUGACAUAGAGAAACAUUUUGGACUGUUCUCUCCUAGCAAAGAAAAGAAGUAUCCAUUUGGUUUUUAA